Messenger RNA from Phascolarctos cinereus (koala), 7390 nucleotides. The record is from RefSeq and is a predicted model, not a curated record. NCBI's taxonomy places the organism in Eukaryota, Metazoa, Chordata, Mammalia, Diprotodontia, Phascolarctidae.
CCAGCCGCCGCGCUGUUGCAGUCCUGGGGUGCCGCGCCCGCGGGCGGGACUAGGAGGUGGAGGAGAGCCGGGGCCGGUGGCCGAGAACCAUGCGCUCCCGGAGCGCCGUGCCGCACUGUGUGACAGUUCUUCAAGUAUUCCCUGGUGCUCUCCUCUGUGAUCUUUGCUGUGCAACUCCUGUUUAAUCCUUUCUACGGCCUGCCAUCGGAACAUGGGGGAAAAUGAAGAUGAGAAGCAGAGCCAGGCUGGCCAGAUUUUUGAGAACUUCGUCCAAGCAUCCACAUGUAAAGGCACCCUGCAGGCCUUCAACAUCCUCAUUCGGCACCUGCAGCUCGACCCCUUAGACCACAGGAACUUCUAUUCCAAGCUGAAGUCUAAGGUGACGACCUGGAAGGCCAAGGCCCUUUGGAACAAAUUAGACAAGCGAGGAACCCACAAAGAGUACAAGCGAGGGAAGUCCUGCAUGAACACUCGGUGUCUGGUGGUUGGAGGAGGACCCUGCGGCUUGCGUACUGCCAUUGAACUUGCCUAUCUGGGAGCCAAAGUGGUCGUGGUGGAGAAGAGAGAUACUUUCUCCAGGAACAACGUGUUGCACCUUUGGCCAUUCACCAUUCAUGACCUGCGGGGCCUCGGUGCCAAAAAGUUCUAUGGGAAGUUCUGCGCAGGCUCCAUCGACCACAUCAGUAUUCGACAGCUUCAGCUCAUCUUGUUUAAGGUGGCCUUGAUGUUGGGAGUGGAAAUCCAUGUGAACGUAGAGUUUGUGAAGGUCCUCGAGCCUCCUGAAGAUCAGGAAAACCAAAAGAUAGGCUGGCGCGCAGAAAUUCUACCUGCAGAUCAUCCACUGUCUGAUUUUGAGUUUGAUGUCAUCAUUGGUGCUGAUGGCCGCAGGAAUACUCUAGAAGGUUUCAGAAGGAAAGAAUUCCGUGGGAAGUUGGCUAUUGCAAUCACUGCCAACUUCAUCAACAGAAACACCACAGCUGAGGCCAAGGUAGAAGAGAUCAGUGGGGUGGCUUUCAUCUUCAAUCAGAAGUUCUUUCAGGAUCUUAAAGAAGAAACAGGGAUUGACCUAGAAAACAUCGUCUACUACAAGGACAGUACUCACUAUUUUGUGAUGACAGUGAAGAAACAGAGCCUUCUGGACAAGGGGGUCAUUGUGAAUGAUUAUGUUGAUACGGAGCUACUGCUUGGCCCAGAGAAUGUAAACCAAGACUGCCUGCUGUCCUAUGCAAGGGAAGCGGCCGACUUUGCUACCAAUUACCAGCUGCCUUCCCUGGACUUUGCCAUGAAUCACUAUGGCCAGCCUGACGUGGCGAUGUUCGACUUUACUUCCAUGUAUGCCUCUGAGAACGCAGCCUUAGUCCGGGAGAGACAAUCCCAUCAGCUCCUCGUAGCCUUGGUGGGAGACAGCUUAUUAGAGCCUUUUUGGCCCAUGGGUACAGGUUGUGCUCGAGGUUUCCUGGCAGCCUUUGAUACAGCAUGGAUGGUGAAGAGUUGGGACCAGGGAAUUCCACCCCUUGAGAUUCUGGCUGAGCGGGAAAGUCUUUACCGACUGUUGCCUCAGACGACUCCGGAAAACAUCAGUAAGAACUUUGAGCAGUAUACCCUCGACCCUGGCACUCGGUACCCAAACCUCAACUCCAACUGUGUCCAGCCCCAUCAGGUAAAGCAUUUAUACAUUACUACGGAGCUGCAUCAUUUGCCUCUUGAGAGAUUGGGCUCCAUAAGAAGAUCAGUCAGUCUCUCCCGGCGGGAAUCCGACAUCCGACCCAACAAGCUUUUAACCUGGUGUCAGAAGCAGACGGAAGGCUACCAACAUGUCAACAUCACGGAUCUGACCACCUCCUGGAGGAGUGGUCUGGCCUUAUGUGCUCUUAUUCAUCGCUUCAGACCAGAACUCAUCAACUUCGACUCUUUGAAUGAAGAAGACGCCAUUGAGAACAACCAGCUGGCAUUUGACAUUGCAGAGCGGGAGUUUGGAAUCCCCCCCAUGACCACCGGCAAAGAGAUGGCUUCUGCCCAGGAGCCAGAUAAGCUCAGUCUGGUCAUGUACCUCUCUAAGUUCUAUGAGCUGUUUCGAGGGACACCCCUUAGGGCUGUUGAUUCUUUGGGUAAAAAUUAUGGAGAAAAUGGUGACCUUAGCUUAGCAAAAUCAUCUCUUUUUAAUAACUAUCUCAACCUAACGUUCCCCAGGAAGAGGACACCACGGGUAGAGAACCACACAGAAGAAAAUGACAUGAAUAAGCGACGACGGAAAGGCAUAGACAAUUUGGAAGAGUCAUCAAGCUUUUCUAGCCGCAGCACUAGCUCAUUUAGAGACUAUGGCAUCGGAAAGGAAGGCACGAAUCAAAAUAAAGUGAAGUCCAUGGCCAAUCAGCUGCUGGCCAAAUUUGAAGAGAAUACUCGGAAUCCUUCUCUUUUGAGACAGGGAUCUUUGAAAAAAGAAUUCCCCCAGAACCUGGGAGGAAGCGACAUCUGCUAUUUCUGUAAGAGGCGUGUGUACGUGAUGGAGCGCCUGAGUGCUGAGGGCCACUUCUUUCACAGGGAAUGCUUCAGAUGUGAGAUCUGCUCUACCACACUUCGCCUGGCUGUCUAUGCCUUUGAUGCAGAUGAAGGUAAAUUUUACUGCAAAGCUCAUUUCAUUCACUGUAGAGCCAACAGUAAGCAAAGGAAAAGACGAGCAGAAUUGAAGAGACAAGAAGAGGAGGAAGCCAAGGAGAAACAGCAGGAAGCAAAGUGGUCAGACCCUUCCCCUGAAAUUCUUGGUCCUACUGUCAACCGUCGAGAAGCCAAUCCGCCAGGUAUCAUGACUUCCUUCUUUAGGAAAGUGCUGUACUGGCCCAUUAGGGUAACAAGGGAUCUGCUUGACAUCCCCAGAAGCCUCUGUAACAGGAUACGUGGGUUUCUGCAUGAGACCGCCCUCCAUUUCAGGGACAAUGCUUACAACUACUGCUAUAUGUAUGAACUCCUGAGCCUUGGGGUGCCUCUCCUCUAUGUGCUUUUUGAGGUCCUGGCGGACAUAUACAGAGAGUCAGAGUCCCCUCUCCAGAGUACGCGUGAUUGGGUACAACGAUACCUCUGGGUCAAACUUAGCUGAAGCUUAUUGUAUGCUCUAUUUUUUCCCCAAUACACUCUCUCCCAAAGUGCCUGUGAUAUUCCAAAGUGUAAAAUUGUAGUAUUUUUGCAGUUUGCUAGUGCUCUGAAUUUCAAACAAACUAUUUUCAAUCAAGUUAGAUACACACGCAGAGAGCCCAUCUGCCUCAGCCUUGUCCAAGGAACAUGGCAGAGGUAGAUGUCCUCAUGGCGCCAAUGUGUGGAACUUACAUGAAGGAUGUGUUUUUACCAUGAUAAUGAGCCAUGUUUCUGGGUUUACAUUUCAAGAUUUAAUAGACAAGACAGAACCUUUUUUCUAAAAGAGUUUUUUAAAAAAAAUGUUUAGGGUUAGGGUGGGUUUGGGGUGGGGGGAAGGAGGGUGUUAUGUUGGGGAACCGGGGAUUUGUCACUUGGGGUGGUUUUUAGCUUUGCUGUAGAUUGUAAGGUUUACCACUUAUGCAGAUGAUGAUGUGAGAUUUUCAAAACAACACCUCAUAAAUGAACAUGCCUCCUCCUGGCUAAUGGCUUCCAAUUUACUUGCCUAGACUAGACAAUUUUUUUUUAAUGCUCCUAAAUCUCGAUCAUUGAAGAAUAAGAAUGUGGACAAGCAGCGCGUAAUUAAAAUAGCGUGCUGCAGGAAGAGCUCAGUGGGGCAAUAGCAAUAAACUGUUCUCUCAGAGUUAGAAAGAUUUACUUUCCUCCUUGUUUUGACUUGAAAUACCAGGCGUUUUUUUACUUCCCAAACCCCAACAUGUCAAUACACAGAAGCACCAAAUGAAUUAAUAUUGCAGGGACUUAUUAUCGGUGCCCAGCCACCCACUAGCAGCACAGUUAGGAAUUAACCAAUUAUAGCAAUACGGAGAGAGGUGUGGAAGGGGCCAUUUUCCUGCAGUUUACACUUGACCCUAUCUGACCACCCCUACUCCUGAGCACAGACUGCUUAGGUACAGUAAAGUCAAGGGGUGGUCAGGUCUCUGGCUCUGAGGGUUAGGACCUCAGCCCAAGGAGCCCAGGCAUCCUCUGGCAUCAUAUCCACUGACACAGAGACCAGUUGGAAUGUGAGUCAUCAGUCUUUGGGGGCAGGUGGGCGGAAAGCAGGGAAGCCUUAACAGCUGGAAAAUAAAUGCCCACCCAGAUUCUGUUACUGAAUGCAGAACCUGUGAUACAUGCUUCCAGAUGGUACAGUGUCAGGGAGUGGGCUCUUAUGCAGGCAAUAUCUGUCCUCACGUGCAAGGAGGAGUUUCAUUUAGAGGCAGCAUGACAUAAUGGAGAGUGGUGGACUUGGAGUUGGAGAGACCUGAGUUCAAAUCCUGCCUCAGAUCUUUACUAGCUACAUGACCCUGCAUGACAAGUCAGCCUGUCCAGGUCUCAAUUUCAUCAUUUAUGAAAUGAAGGAGUUGGAUUUGAUGACAUAGAAGUUUCCUUCCAACUUUAAGGAGAUGAUUAUCUCACCAUAUUUAUUUAGAAAAGGAAUGAUUAUGUCCUCUGGUCUGGAGGAAACCUUAAUACACUGUCUUUAUAGACAAAGUAAGGUGUGGAGUUGAGGUAAUUAUUCAUUAGGGUUCUCGCCCAUAAAUUUACUUGGGAAAAAAAAGCCCUUGGGGCCUUGACUACAUGUUUUAAACCGGCUGUCAACAUUGCCCAAACUAUUUGGAAAGUUACGCAGCCCCUGUGGUCCAUGUUGCCUGUGUAGACACAGUGCCUGGUGCACAGUAGACACUUAGUAAAAACUUGUCGAUUGAUGGAUCGGUGGAGUCAGAAUGGGUCUCUUGAUGCCAAGUGUCCUCCCAGCCUUAUUUUCCCCAGAGUUAAUGAUGCUGCUCUAAGCCCCGUUGGGUUUUCUUUUAACUCUAUAUCAUAAGUUAACCUCUAUUUGGAGACCCAGAAGACUUUUCAAGUUUUAGAAAUUAGAAAGCCCAAUUGGCUUCCUGGAUCUCCUGUAAAGACUUUGAAGAUCCUAUGGGAGAAUGAGGGCCCUGGCAGUCUUGUUGAGUCUGUGGCCAAAUCUUGGCUACCAGGAGCCCAGUGAAGAAGUGGUGCCAUCUAGUUUGCAAGAGGGCUUCCGAGUUGUAGGGAGGACGCUUCACUUGCUGUACAUCUGGGAGCUACCAAAAUCACAGAGCUGUUUGGCUUAGGGAUUUCAACAACUGUUCAUUCUCAAGGUGACAAUGCACACACCUUUCUCGAGGGUACACUGCUCUUCACGACUUUUAUCCACAUUCCAUCUUGGAAAAAUCACUGUGCAGUUGAAGCGUUUCCUAGAUGGCUCAUUUCUAAAGGUUUAUUUUUUUUCCCCCCGAGUCUUAUUUAUAGCAAUAAGAGAGCAAUUCUGAACUGUCAAAUACCGAGCCAAAAGGCGAGAUGGGAAAUAAUGAUGUAGUGGGAAUUGCAAGACCCUGUAAUGUCUGUUCACUCCAAGAAAUGAACCUACUGGUGACAAAGCAAGGAAUGUCCUAGGUAUAUCUGGGGUGGGGUGGGGUACUUUAGAAUUCAGAACCCAGGCAGAAAUAAGUAAAAAAAAAGUAUUGCCAAAAAAUUACUUCGAAAGGGAUAUUGGGGAAGAUUUUUGUUGGCCUCUGACAACUGCCAUGUGCUGGGAUCAAUAAUAUACAACAUUUAUCUAUCAUCUGAGGUUCCAGUUGAGAGCUUGGUAUCUAAUUAUUUAACAUACAUUUAUUAAGCACUUUUUGUAUACUAAGCGUUGUUGCAAGGUACUAGACAUGCAGAGGCAGAAAAUGAGAUGACGCCUGCCCUCCAGAAGCUUCUAUUCAUCAGAAAGGUUCAUAUCUUGAAGAAAUAGUAAAGUUUGACUUGGAAAUUUCGCUCUUCUGAUGAUUUCCAGUGUUUCUAAACUGCUUUUGUUUUCUUCACUCCUGCCUCAACUAAACUCUCUCUUCUUUCUCUCUUUCCAAUGUCUCACUCCUGUCUUCAGUUCUUUACAACAUUCCAGUGUUACCACCUAUCCUUGGCUGACACCUUUCUGCUCAGAGGUGACUGGUCUUCUUGUCAAUUGUGAGCACCCACUAUUAACCCCAAAUACACUUCCAGGGCAGCUUUAUCCCUCCUUCCUUCCCCCAAGAGCGUUGAUCUUAACAGACUAGAGUGCCUCGUCUUGUAAGGAAUGAAUGCUGGGGUGGAGCCGAUUAAUAGCAUGGUACAGGGUGGGAUUCAAGACCAGUUGCUUGUUUUGGAACCAUGCUUCUCUUCCCCAGCCUCUCUGGCACUGCAUGUCAAUGUUUUUGCAUGCUUUCUCCAUCCAGCUAGCCGUGUUCUAAUACCACAACCAACCCACCUUCCUUGAAGGUGCUAACUCUGCCUGUGUGAGACAAGGCCAGUAGUGAGUUCUCUACCAUUGUUCAGAAAGGCCUAGCUUUUUGAGAAGCCUCUAUACAACUGUAAAAACAAGUUUUCCAACUGAAAAGUGGCUUGAAUUAAAAGACUUUUGGUGUCCUUGACCAAAACUGCAGGUGACUUUUCCGUAGUCAUAUUUUAUUUAUAUAUGCCAGCUAAGAAGUACUCUGUAAUUUGAAGCUGUGUUCAGAUAAUUGCAGUCCCAUCUUAGCCAUCUUCCUAAGCCAACGAGGGGCCUUGGGGAUUCCAUGUACUUUCCUCAUGGACACAAGGCUUUGCCAUGAGAGGAGCUUUCCACCAAAGCUCAGAAAGCUCAGUCCAGAGCAACAGACCUCAGAGGUCAAUGGAAUGCUGUCAAGGACACAGUCAGGCCACAUCUGGCAGCAGCUGGGCUAAGAAGCCUAGAAGCUCCUCAAGGUCCUUACAAAAGGCCAUUUCCCUGCCAAUGUAUUUAUCUGUGGCAGCAAAGCAACCAAUGUGAAUGUGCUCUUUUUGAAAUGAAUUGAGCUGUUCUCUUAAAGGCAGAGAGCCAGGCCUUCCUCAGCCCUGCUUUGUAUGAAUACCUGUCCCUGCCUGUCCUUGCUGGGAAAUACACCACUGUUUCUAAAGUCCUUUGAAGACAUGCAUGUUAGCCCUGGCUGGGCGUUUGGCCUCGUCCCGCCUUUUCAGACUGUCAGCUGGUGCUACCUUCCUCUCACUUCUCUUCCAGUGCAGAGUGCUCUUCUUUCUAAAGAAUGCCAACCAAAGAUUCUGUCCUCCUCAUCUGCAACCUUUCUAGCUUCCCAACCCUCCUGUGACACAUUUUGUGACCUUUGGUGACUUUGAGACAUGUUCUGUAAUUAACUGUUCACACAGAACCCUGUACUUUGCACACCCUGAACGUUGUUUAGCUUUAUUUAUGGUAUUUGAUGCUGUAAAUGAAAAUAAAUGUGGUUCUUUGUAAACCUCA